Spirodela intermedia is the source of this 3344-nucleotide messenger RNA. NCBI's taxonomy places the organism in Eukaryota, Viridiplantae, Streptophyta, Magnoliopsida, Alismatales, Araceae. The record is from the annotation of a GenBank genome assembly.
AUGGAGGCCAUGUCCAAGAUAGUUUCCACGGCGCCGGCGCCGCUGAUCCUGACGUCCGGGGCGAGUAGCCGCCUUAACGCGCUGCUGUCGCUCCGAGCUCUGCGAACUCUCUUCCUGCUCCUCAACAUGUUCUUCAUCCUGCUCCUCACACCGUUUCAGCGCGGCGCGGCGCGGUUCGCGUCCGGCGCCUCUCCGCCGCUGUCCAAAUGUUCCGUGGAAAGGGCGAGGGGAGAUGAUGGCUGUCGGCAAAGGAAGAGGAAAUGGGGAUCACCUGUUGUGGUGAGGGUGCCUGCGGCGAUGGUUCCAAGGAGGGGGGGCCCACGUGACGCAGAGGUGGCGUUGAGGCGAGCAAUGGCGAUCAGGCGUAUGGCCGUCGAAGAAGAAGGCCAUGGGAACGGGAGGUCGAAAAAGGAAUUCUCCCUGUUCGUCACCGCUCGCGGAGACACCCUGUUCACAAGGUCCUGGAGUCCGAUCACCGCGCUACCCAAGUAAGCACUCUUUUGCAUAGAUGUUAACCUUCCCGUAUUACGAUUAAUAUUACAACCAAGAAAACACUAGCUCCCAUUUUCUCUCCAAUAUCGCUUUAUUUGGAAAGGGCCAUAAAGUCAAUGCUGUCGGCAAAUGGUGGGCUUGCUAGCCGAGUCAUCUUCUUACAUCACUAUAAGACAAGGAGCGUUGCGGCUGAUUACCAAACUUGUGUCUUUGUUCUAUAUUUCGCUAUCUGGGACCCAUAAACUCAGGGAAUUCAACUUCACCUAGUGAAACAUGCUAGCUUAUAUUGUAAUAUUUAUGUCAUGGCCCCAAGCCCUCAUGCUACAGACUGGUAGGGCAGCAUUUAUAUUUGCAUUUAUGUGCAAAAAUGUUAUAUAUUUAUCAUUCCUCUUUAUGAAUAUUUUUGUUAAGUGACUAAUGAUUUGGGUCUUGUGGUGGACCCCUGAACUGACGUAUGUACAAUAACUUUAUCCUUUUGGAAAAAUCUUUGGUCGUAUCGUUUGUGGAUUGAUAGUUGAUCACGCUUGUAAAUUUCACUUUUUUCCUGCGCAGAGGUCUUGUGGUGAUCUUGCAUGGUUUGAACGAACACAGGUACAGUCAUAUCCUUUCGUAACUUGCCCUUGAUGCAAAAAAAGCUACUGCAUGAAUCUGAACCCAUGUUUACCUUCCAGUGGUCGAUAUGACUCCUUUGCGAAAAGGCUAAAUGACAAUGGAUUUAAAGUGUACGCCAUGGAUUGGACGGGUAAGUUCCUUGUGAAUCUUGUUCUCUUCUUUAUGCCAUAAGCUUCCCCUAAGACCACUUCGGUUGUAUUCUUCGAUCCUUUCGAUUAGCUAUCUUCUGCCUUUUCCGUCGGUUCUCAAAACCCUGAGAAGAGAAUCCAUGGCUGCAUAUUUCCUCUACUAUGAGAGAUUGAAUGCAUUUUGUCAUCCGCAGAGGAUGAUGGCUUUGUUUAUCAAAAUAAAACGUCAAAAAAUUGUAAACAUCUUAAUUUUACUGUUGGACGGAUCCCAAGACCUUUAACUUGUGUUUUCUACCAAUUAUCUCAAUUGAUGAUUUAUUUUGCCUUGGCUGAUGCUUGGAGUAGCUGUUAGGGUGGAAACCAGCCAGAGAUAAACAGAUGAGUUUAUCUUCAAUUUAUGCGUGUCUGCAUGCCUCAGUAUUGUUAUCCUCUUUUCCUCUUCUUCAGUCUGGGCAGCUUUGGGUUGAGAAUAGUUGAAACAUUCCUCUCUACCCGCUUCGUAUGGUUCUUUGUCUAACCUUGUGACCCCAUCCUAGUUUGGAUGUCGUCGAGAAUAUGUUACUGCGUAUCAUCUAGCACCUUCCAUACUAGCAGAAGAGGGUAGGAAGAUGGUGGCGAUAUUACCGCUGUGAACUCACCCUGGAGUAUUAAUAAUGGCGGAUAAAUCGAUAAAUGUCUGAUGCUCCUCCUUUGAGCCGCUAUCUUAAGCAUUCUUCUCUUGUUCGUCAGCGGUGUCGUGAGACUCAUACUGUGAACCGACUCACAGGAGCUCUCGAUUCAGUUUUUCAGAUCUUGGAAGAACACAACCCCUCGGGAGUUUGACCCUAUUUUUAACUUUGGCAGGUCAGGUAGUCAUCUCGAGUUAAUUCAGUUGAAUUCCUGUGCGGUGUGCAGUCUGAGCUGAAAAUAAAAACAGCAUUUAUGGCAACAAUUAAUAUUUUACAGCUUCCAGUCUUGUCUCUAUCAUGCAUAAAGCCGAUAAAAAUGAUCUCCUUUUAUAGUAGUCUUUGACUUUUUAACGAUUUAUUCUCACUACGUAGGGAAUGAAGUAUCUACCCAUCAUGAUGGAUUAUAUAUAUCUCAUUAUUUCGUGCGCUCCUUCCUGGGUUUGUAGGACACGGUGGCAGCGAUGGAUUGCAUGGUUACGUCCAUUCCCUUGAUUACGCCGUCGGUGAUGCGGUACGUCCAUCGCUACCGAGUCAUGGCGUUGACUGAUGCGCUUACGACUUCUGAACUGCCCAUUUUAUGCUUAUUGUGAUGCCCCAUGUUCUACAGAAGUCAUUUCUGGAGAAGGUACUGGAGGAGAACCCUGGUCUACCGUGUUUCUGUUUCGGCCACUCGACUGGUGGCGCGAUCGUCCUCAAGGUAGGGGAGGGCGACAUACCGCUCCGCCGGUCAGCUUCAAAACAGCAGCAUUUCACGUCAACUCACGGGUUCUUAUAAUGUUUUGGGCUGUCGGAACCAGGCGGCGCUGGACCCAAAGGUGGAGGCGCGCGUCCGAGGCGUGAUUCUAACGUCGCCGGCGAUACGCGUACAGUCCUCCCAUCCGAUCCUCAAGGUGAGCAGAUCCAGUCGUGCCUGGGAAAGAAGAAGAAGAGGAAGAGGAAGAGGAAGAGGAAGAGGAGUAGGGGGGGUGCAUAUUGGUGGUUCUCUUUCUUACUCGUCGUUGAACUGCAGGUAGUGGCGCCGAUUUUCUCGCUGCUGAUACCGCGGUAUCAGUUCAGCGCCGCGGACAAGAGGGGGACGCCGGUCUCGCGAGACCCGGCGGCGGUGGCGGCCAAGUACUCGGACCCGCUGGUGUUCACGGGGGCCCUCAGGGUGAGAACGGGAUACGAGAUCCUGCGGAUCACCGCCUUCCUGCAGCAGAACCUGUCGAGAGUGAACGUGCCGUUCAUGGUGCUCCACGGCACGGCGGACACCGUGACAGAUCCGGCGGCUUCCCACCGGCUGCACCAGGAGGCACGUUCCGCGGACAAGUCCAUCAAGCUCUACGAGGGGCUGCUGCACGAUCUGUUGUUCGAGCCCGAAGGGGAGGACAUUGCAGAGGACAUCGUCGGGUGGAUAUCCGCCAGAGUCGCCAUCGCCGCUCAGGAGGGUUCGUCUUCCUCAUGA